Messenger RNA from Manis pentadactyla (Chinese pangolin), 2660 nucleotides. RefSeq names its product solute carrier family 39 member 12 (gene SLC39A12). Gene Ontology annotation, biological process: intracellular zinc ion homeostasis; zinc ion import across plasma membrane. The transcript is spliced from 13 exons. Bases 191 to 2266 code for a protein of 691 amino acids. NCBI's taxonomy places the organism in Eukaryota, Metazoa, Chordata, Mammalia, Pholidota, Manidae. Gene Ontology annotation, cellular component: membrane. Gene Ontology annotation, molecular function: zinc ion transmembrane transporter activity. The record is from RefSeq and is a predicted model, not a curated record.
CAGUCAAGGAAUUUUAAAAACAGAGGAUUUUGUAACCAUAGAACACUCUCCGAGAUUUAAAAGGCCACAGAGCUCCAGAUGCAUAAUCAUUUAUCUUUCUUCUGAAGAAAUUCCUCCCUUUAUAAGUUUACACGGUGAACAACUCACCCAUCUCCAUCAAACACUGAUUUGAGGUAAAGGCAGAGUGGACAUGUGCGUCUGGACAAAGCUUUCGGUAUUUUGGGUGCCGCUGUUCCCUCUGCUCAGCCUUGUUUCCUCUGCUGAGACAGAAAAACCCUCAACCCCAGGCAGCAGAGGCACUUGGAGUGCAGGCCAACUGACAGAAGUACUACAACUUCUCUCUCCUGGUGACCCUCUACCCCUGAACUGCUCAAGAAGCCUCAUCAAAGCAUUUUUGGAGAAAACUGGAUGUCCACGGAGGACAAAUGGAAUGCAAGGAGAUUGCAAUCUGUGCUUUGAACCAGAUGCACUGUUACUAAUAGCUGAAGGAGAUUUUGAAGACCAGUUCAGAGAAGAUGUGAUCCAGAGAGUUUCUCUUCUCCUCCUCUACUACAUCAUUCAUCAGGAAGAGAUCUGUUCUUCAAAGCUCAACAUGAGUAAUAAAGAGUAUAAAUUUUACUUGCACAGUCUCCUCAAUCUCAGGCAAGAUGAAGACGCCUAUUUCCUUUCCCAGAAUGAGACAGAAGAUAUCUUGGCAUUCACCAGGAAGUACUUUGACACUUCUAGAGGCCAGUGUAUGGAAACCAAGGUGCUGCAGAAAAGAUCAGGAGUACUAAGCCGUGAUGGUGCUGAUGAAAACACACUUCCUCAGCUUGCGGCCACAAUCAUUGCUUUGUCCCUCCAAGGUGUCUGUCUGGGGCAAACAAACUUGCCUUCCCCAGACUACUUUAUGGAAUAUAUUUUCAGUUCCUUGAAUAGUACAAAUACUCUCAACCUAUCAGAACUAGAUCAACUCCUCAACACCCUCUGGACCAGGAGUACCUGUACCACAAAAGAUAAAAUCCAUCAACUUCAAAGGAAACAAAACAACAUAACAAUCCAUAAUUGGGGCUAUUCAAAUCUAUCUGUAUUCCUGGACCAAGGGUCAGAUGAUGGCUCAGUUUCCUGGGAUCAGACUUGCUUCUCUGCUGGGCAACUGGUGGAGAUGUUUCUACAGAACAGGCUUUCAUCCAUUUCUAAGGAGGACUUUAAGCAAAUGAGUCCGGGAAUCAUCCAGCAAUUGCUCAGCUGCUCUUGCCAGCUGCCCAAGGACCAACGAUCAGAGCUGCCCCCAACCACUCUGGAGAAAUAUGGCUAUAGCACAGUGGCCGUGACACUGCUCACGCUGGGCUCCAUGCUCGGGACAACGCUGAUCCUUUUCCACAGCUGUGAGGAAGAGUACAGGCUUGUACUGCAGCUGUUUGUGGGUCUGGCCGUUGGGACACUUUCUGGGGAUGCUCUCCUCCACCUUAUCCCUCAGGUUCUUGGUUUACAUAAGCAGGAAUCCUCAGAGUUUGGACAUCUCCAUGAAAGCACAGGUCAUAUUUGGAAACUGUUAGGAUUAAUUGGAGGCAUCCAUGGAUUUUUCUUGAUAGAAAAGUGUUUUAUUCUUCUUGUAUCACCAAGUGCCAAGCAGGGCCUGUCAUUGGUUAAUGGGCAUGUGGGCCAUUCCCACCACCUUGCACUCAGCUCUGAAUUAAGUGACCAGAUAGGCAGAGGCAAGUCUGCUUCAACCAUCCAGUUGAAAGGCCCAGAAGAUUCACAGGCAGCUGAAAUUCCUAUAGGAAGUAUGGUAACAUCCAACAGAAAAUGCAAAACCAUUAGCUUGUUAGCAAUAAUGAUACUGGUUGGGGACAGCCUGCAUAAUUUUGCAGAUGGCCUCGUGAUAGGAGCAGCCUUCUCGUCUUCAUCCGAGUCAGGAGUGACCACAACAAUUGCUAUCUUAUGUCAUGAAAUUCCACAUGAAAUGGGAGACUUUGCUGUACUCUUAAACUCUGGUCUACCUAUUAAGAUUGCCAUCCUGAUGAAUUUUAUAAGUGCUCUAACUGCUUUCAUAGGACUAUACAUUGGCCUCUCAGUAUCAACUGAUCCAUGUAUCCAGAACUGGAUCUUAACAGUUACUGCUGGGAUAUUCUUAUAUUUAUCCUUGGUGGAAAUGCUUCCUGAAAUGACUCAUGUUCAAACACAGCGACCUUGGUUGAUGUUUCUCCUGCAGAACUUUGGACUGACCCUAGGUUGGCUUUCUCUCUUACUGUUGGCUAUAUAUGAACAAAAUAUUAAAAUAUAAGUUAAAAAUUUUGAAGUUCUUCAAAAAUUUAUAUGGUCUCAUCUUGUUUUGUUGUACUCUACAAAGAGAUGUAAAUCAAAUAUUUUUUUUCUUAAAUAAAAUGUCUUAGUUCAUUAAUUUAUUGAUUGUAUAAUGCAAGUUUAUUUCUGUGCUUAUAAAUAUCAGGUUGUCCUUAAUUGAAACUUUGCUUUCAGUCUCCAACACAGUGAGGAAACUCAUACCUUUUUUAGUAAUUAGUAAAUUCUAAAUUAAUUCCAGUAAACUUUCAAACAAUAUUGUUUCCCUAAUAAAGAAUGUUGUUUUGUAAUACUUGAAGUAGACAGGUGCCUGUUGGAAUAAAAAUCUGUUGUGAGUUAUUUGAUGUCAAUAAUAUUUUUUUCUCUGAGAUUAUAAA